Molecule: messenger RNA, 4988 nt
Organism: Macrobrachium nipponense
Lineage: Eukaryota; Metazoa; Arthropoda; Malacostraca; Decapoda; Palaemonidae
Product: neurogenic protein big brain-like
Exons: 7
Coding region: 641-2206 (521 amino acids)
Biological process (GO): transmembrane transport
Cellular component (GO): plasma membrane
Molecular function (GO): channel activity
Source: RefSeq, a predicted model, not a curated record
AGAAUGUAAACGCUCCUUAGUCGAGUAUUAUCUACCGAGAAGAGUGGAGGUGUCCCGCUCCGAGUGUUGCCUCGUGGUGCCAUGUGCUGGGUUCGAGUCGUGCACGGAUAGUAGUGUGACCCUUUCGAGUAAUUCGGAGCAUUCGGGAAGUGCAGAUGUUACUGGAGGCGACGAAGUGGUCAUUCGAGACACCAGUGAGCGACUGUGAUUUCGAUUUUGUGGGCCGGGGUAUUUUUGGCAGUUCUGGGCCAGGGGGCAACCCGCACCAAGGACUUGAUGCCCGUGUUUUUAUCGUGAAUAUACUCAUUUCAUAAUUGCUUGAGUGAUGUGAACGUAUCUGACAUGGAAAAUCACUGAUUUAUAAAUAAUUUUUUCACGCCUAGUUUAACAGCUGUCAAAUGGACUUUGCCAAAAUGAUCGUAGCCUCAGCAGUGAAGUAGCCAUUAUCGCCCGGGCUACAAGAGGGGGGCAUUCCGCCCGAAAUUACUAGGGUUUGUAUCCGAAACCUUUAUCAGGGUUAACCUAUAUAACCCUUUAGGGAUAAAACGAAACAAACCUUUAGUGGGUUUUAUAAUCCCUUAGGGAUACAACCAAAAAAGCCAUCUCAAUUUUAAUAAAGGACAUUACAAAGCAACCGAAAAUGGGAAGUUCAGUUGUAGGUGGGACCUUAGAAACCCAACUUCUGACGCUCUUGGACAAAUUGGAGAGUCUUCGCCCCGACCCCAACCCGCCCCCUCGGCCUCCCAUGAUAGCAGAAGUGCGGACCUUAGAGUUAUGGAGGGCCGUGAUAGCAGAAUGCCUGGCCACCGUGUUCUACGUGUUUUUGGUGUGCGGGGCAUAUAGCCCCUGGACGGGGAAGACGCCCACGCCCGAAGGGCAGCUGACAAUUGCCCUGGUUGCUGGUUUGGGCAUGGCCAUACUCGUUCACAGCUUUGGGCAGGUGUCCGGAGGUCACGUCAACCCAGCCGUCACGGUGACCCUGGCAGUGACACGCCGAGUGUCCCCCCUGAGGGCGGCCAUGUUCAUUUUGGCGCAGCUGGGGGGAGGAAUCGCCGGGGCAGCUCUUCUCUAUGGAACGACAUCGGGCUACACCGGCGACCUAGGAGCGACGAUGGUGUCCCAAGCGAUCACUCCCUGGCAGGGACUGGGCCUCGAAUUCCUGCUGACCUUCAUCGUGGUGUUCGUGGUCUUCGCCUCCGUCAACCCCUACAAGAGGAACUUGGGCAAUCCGGCGAUGGCUAUCGGCAUCGCUUACCUGUCUUGUACCCUCGUUGGGCUUCCGUUGACUGGGGCCAGCAUGAAUCCCGCACGUUCUCUGGGUCCUGCCUUCGUUAAGAACAAAUGGGAUGCCCACUGGGUUUACUGGGUUGCACCUCUCUUGGGAGGAAUUACAGCUGGUUUGAUCUACGAAUACAUCUUCAAUCCUCACCGGCUCCCAAGAUCGAGGAAGGAUUCAAUAGAUGGAGAUUCUUCAAGUGUUGGGAGUGAUGAGGAUGCCUAUGAUGAAUGCUCCAAGCCUCCACCUCGUUAUAAUUAUAAUGCACUGCGUGCCCAACACUACUCAGAUCAGUACCGCCCAGCUAACUCGUCCAAUACCACCUCUCCUUUAGGUUAUCCUACUAGUAUGUAUGGAGGACAUACAGGAGCUCCUACUGUAUAUAAUGCUGCAACCUUCAAAUAUGAUAACGAGUAUAUUACGAAUAAAGACGACAUUUAUUCUGGCUCCAAGAGUAUGUAUGCAAAAUCUCCUCCCUUGCCCAGAGCUUCUUCACUGAGUCGAUCCCAGUCUGUCUACACCAAACCACCACCUCCGAGGAUCGAUAACUACUCGAGAAAUCUGACUCAAUCCCAUAGUUUGUGUAAUAAAGUAGCAAGUGGUUUUACAGCCCUCUCUCACACUGACAGUAUCUACAAGAACAACCCUCGUCAAGACACUCUCUACAUGACUAGUAAAUCUGGAAUAGUAAAGCCUGAACCUGUUUAUGGGACUGCUACCUCCAACCGUCAGCAUGAUUCUGGAGACUCCAACUACUCAACAUAUCGAGGCUCUGCAAGUUAUAGUUCAUCAAGGUCAUCUAAUCCUGGCCCCCCACCAGUACCUAUGAGCAGGUCACGAGCUGAUAACACUACUCCAAACUCUGCACAUUCAGGUCUUAUUACUCCUAAUUCUGUAGCCUCCUGUUAUUCACCCAACCCACAGUAUUAAGAGGAAAUUUAUCUGCAUCAUAUUUUGCAGCACAGGGUUUCGGUUAUGAAGUAGAGGGCUACAAAGAUAAAAUGAUGUACAUCAGUACAAAAUUUUCUAAAAGUUGGCAAGGUAAGGCCGACUUCUCUUGUUAGGUUUAUUGCCAUUACAUAAAGUAGAUAUAUUUUUAUUUUUUGUCUAGUGUUGCAAAAUCACUGUUGCAUAGGACUGGACUCCUUAUGCAUUGUUAACUAAUUGAUGAUUACAGCAAUACAAAAUGUUUCCAGUAAAUUUACCUCGAGAAUUUUUCCAAGCUUCACUUAAAAUUUCAUGACUGGUCCUGCUGAACUAAACAAUGUGUGAUACAUUGCAAAUUUUAAAAAGUUCAGUUAUUUAUUUUUUAAAACUGCAGUAAAUACUGUUGAUGAUAAAAUCAUAUAAUCUAUUAUUGUUAUCUCAUACACUAUUGUAUGAUACCUUUAUGUCUUUGAUGUUUAGAGACCACUGCUGGUCAAAAAAAAAUAUAUAAGCAACAACUUUGCAUUUUCAUACAAAAUUUGGUAGGACAGCAUUUUUAUAAAUCAGUAUUUUACUAAGAUAUAAUCAUUUUUAUUAUGGUAAAGUUUGUAAGAAAAUGCAGAUUGUAAAUUGUAGGCUGUAGUUAGUCAAGUGAAAAUGUGGCUCAAAGAACACUGUAGUUCAUACAGCAUAAAGUUUUGUAUGUCAUUUAUUUUUUUUAAUGAAAAGUUGGGUGAAUAAUGAACUCCUAGCCAUCACUAUUAAAUCAUCUAUAAUUUAACUUUCUGCAGUUUAAACAAAUUGAAUUGUAUAUAUGUUUUGUACAGGAACCAUCUAGUUCACAAAAAUCAAAAUGCACAUAGCUUUUUAUGUUGAUAGUAACAUUGGAACAAAUUUCAGAAAAAAAAUUAAUCCCACCUAAAGCUACACAAAAAUUAAAAUACGUCAAUAAAAGAGCAGUUUGUAGUUUUCGUAUUACUAUGUACGUAUUAAUAUUAAGUCUUGAACUGGAUAAGAUAUUACCCAAGUAAAGAACACAAAAUGUAAAUUGUCAAAGCACAAUCAUCGAGUAUGAAUAUUCACACUCCUUGUGAAAACAAAGUACAGGUGAAGCACAUGCAGAACAACAUUGCCCACUCUUUAGUUUGGUAGCUUUUGUUAAAAAAGCGAUGGUACCUUAAUGAGAGAAGGGUUUUUGUUGCUCUAAGGUAGGGCUGAAGUGAGGUAGGUACACUUCUGCAGCAAGGAAAGUGUUAGGAAAUACGAAUGCCACUGAAGACUUAAGAAUAGCAAGGAUUUGAAAAUACUUGUACGGUGCAACAAUGUUGAGAAGUAGCUGAAUAUUUCAUUAACUAAAUACAAAUGUGGUAACAUUUGAGAGUAGUAUUGUAUUUUUGUCUGUUAAUUUUAUUCCUUUAUGGAACUUAAAGUUUUACAAAGUUAGAAUCCAUGAUGGCAAGUAUAUUGCUUACUGAUUUUUGAAUUAUUCUUUUCUUUGAGAAUAUGCCUACUUUUGGUUCCUGGUACACUUCAUAACUCAAAGCCAAAGUUUGGUCAAAAUUGUAACUAGUAUAAUUAAACCCCUUAUUUAUGAAAUUUUGUCAAGCUUCGUUUGUGUAUUGUAUUACGUGUAAGUAAAGUAUUUUCAUGUGCCACAUGACAGAUGUUUUAACAUGUUACCUUUAAUAAAGAGCUGAGAUUGUACCUCUACAGCAAGGGUGUGACAUAUGUUCCUAAGAUUUUCGGUAAAAAGAUAAAUAGCAAUAUGUAUGUCUAUUAUGUAUGAAUCAGUAAUUUACAUAUAGCCUUUACAUUAAAGAAAUAACAGCUCCUUUAGUAACUUUUGGUGAAAAAUAUGUUUAUCCAAAGCUAAGUUCAUAAUACUGUAAUAACUGGAACUUUAAAGAGAUGGAAGAAAUUAUGGUUGUUAUUGGGACCAAAAAUUAGUAAAAAUGCUACAGUGCAUAACUAUUUUAAUAUCAGUAUGGUAAUGUUAGUUUAUAUUUUGGACUUUGAAACGGUUUGGUAUUAAUUCUGAAUUUUUAGUUACAAUUACAUUUCAGUGUAAAAUGUAAAAUUUCGUGCUAUGUAGUACUUCUACAGGUGAGCAGUUCACAGGCAUCUCUCAAAAAAGAAAAAAUAUAUGGAAAUAGAGUAAAACUAUUCAGUACUUGCAUGUCAGUUUCCUCUUCUGUGAUAUAUUUGAGAGUUAUUUCUACACAUGUUCAUUUCCUCCAUGGAGAUAUAAUUAUGGUUUGAUGAUUUUGCUUCACACUUGAGCUUGUAAGUUAAAAUGUCAAGUUUCCCAAUACUGCAUGAUCAUUAUCAAAGCUUGGAGUAUUAUAUAAACAUUUAUUUCUAUAACUCGAUGGCAUCAAUAAAUUAGAUUAAGGUAUAUUUUACUUAUGUUAUGCCAUGCCCUUUGGUCAGGUUGACAUGAUCGUUACAUACAUUGAACUAGUAUAACCAUUUUCCUUUCAAGUCUGGUUAAUUAUUUGAUGUUCAGUUUACAAAGUACAUAAUACACAUCUUUCACAGCUAAGGCACCCAAUACUACCAACAGAUCUUGGAGAAUUGUGCAUACAUUGCACUGAUUUUGCAAAGGACUACUGUUUGCAUGGCUAUGUGGUCUCUAUCCUGUGUAUUAAUAAGCCUCAUUGAUCUGGCUGAUUGUUUAUCAAUGUAUCUAGUUGCUAAGCCCUGCUGUCUUGUUGCAUGGGUCAUGUAAAUAGUCGUGUUAUAUUUUAGUAUGAAAUAAAAUUAUAAAACCAAAAUAAAUAUACUA